Molecule: messenger RNA, 7559 nt
Organism: Apis dorsata (giant honeybee)
Lineage: Eukaryota; Metazoa; Arthropoda; Insecta; Hymenoptera; Apidae
Gene: gek
Product: serine/threonine-protein kinase Genghis Khan
Exons: 27
Coding region: 889-6582 (1897 amino acids)
Biological process (GO): actomyosin structure organization; peptidyl-threonine phosphorylation
Cellular component (GO): cytoskeleton; cytoplasm
Molecular function (GO): protein serine/threonine kinase activity; ATP binding
Source: RefSeq, a predicted model, not a curated record
UUUUUUUCUAUAUGAGGCCUACUAGGGGGUCAACCAAAUUGUUGGGGGUUUGGAGGUGGCCAUGCAAGAUGUUUUGUGAUAAACGAAUGGUGCGCAUAAUAAACAAUUAAACCAAUAUUAUAGCGUGACGCGUUGUUUCAGCAGAUAUGUUUGAAUCAUUUGAGCAAAUAGUUCGAAUCGACAAAGAAAAAGCCUUUCACUCAAAACAUCUUUCUCACAUGCGAUAGGAAUUUUACGUCACAAAUUUGAUCGGAAUGAGAGUGUAGUGCCUCGACGAGGUUAUACUAGAAAUUGGGACAAUGGGCUUAAAUAUUUAUGUACGUUUCAUUUUAUAAUUAUUUCAUUAAAUAAGUACUGUAUAGUUCUACUAUACAGAUACCGAUUUCUUCUACAAUACGAGUUGUCUUGGUGAUUUUGUUGAACUCGUUAAUCGCGAAUGCGGUGCCCUACCCCGUUGCACUAUUUUUGUCUAUACGUUUUAUUUACACGUAUUUCUCUUGUUGCGUGUUUUCUUCGCCAAAUAUUUUGGCUAUCUUUAUAGCAGUUACGUAAUUUCCGAUGUGAGUAAUUCCGGCACCAUGGCCGAUGAUGAAUUAAAUGAAACUCGAUUGUUUUACACAUAGUGGUGUGUGGACAUAUAUACCAUGCUAAGUUAAAGGGAAUUGAUUUUUGACAUUCUUUGCAUAAGGAUAAAAGAAGCUCAAAGCGUACUGAUCAUGUACCGAUAACAUGGUCGGAAAAUGAUUGCUGUAUGGUUGUAAACAAAAUUAAUGUUUAAACAGUGAAAGUGAAUCUAUUUAGAUAUGUCUAGUGGAAAUUAUCUUUUUAAGGAUAGACAUCACAUCAUAAUGUGGUGGUUUGAGAUAUUAUUGAAUAAUAUUAUUAAAAAUGACAGAAAUAGUGUCCAAAAAUUUUGGUAAAGGACAACUUAUGCGAAAAAGAGACAUGUCAGAUUCGUCGCAGCAUCAAUAUAAUCAACCUCCUCCUGAUAUUAUGCCAAAGGGACUUGCAAUCAAUGGCAUAGGAGGAAGGUUACGCCAAUUAGAAUCUCUUUUUAUUGGUGGUCCUGUUCAAGGAGAAGGAAGAAUAGGACAUACAUUUUCUAUUGAGACACUUAUUGAUAUUUUACUUGUCUUAUAUGAUGAAUGUUGUAAUUCUUCCUUAAGGCGUGAAAAGACUGUCUCAGAUUUUAUUGAAUUUGUAAAACCAGUGGCUACUUGCAUAAAGAGUUUGCAAUUGGCACGAGAAGAUUUUGAAAUAGUAAAAGUUAUUGGUAGAGGUGCAUUUGGUGAAGUAUGUGUUGUGAGAAUGCGUGGUUCAGAUAAAGUAUUUGCAAUGAAAAUUUUGAAUAAAUGGGAAAUGUUAAAGCGUGCAGAAACUGCAUACUUUAGAGAAGAGAGAGAUGUAUUGGUAUAUGGUGAUCGUAGAUGGAUCACAAAUCUUCAUUAUGCCUUUCAAGAUGACAAUAAUUUGUACUUGGUCAUGGAUUAUUACUGUGGUGGAGAUUUGUUAACACUGUUGAGCAAAUUUGAAGAUCGCCUUCCUGAAGAUAUGGCACGUUUUUAUAUAGCUGAAAUGGUUCUGGCUAUUGGGUCCAUACAUGAUUUACGUUAUGUACACCGUGAUAUUAAACCUGAUAAUGUUUUAUUAGAUGCAAAUGGUCAUAUUAGAUUAGCAGAUUUCGGAUCUUGUUUACGAUUAUUUGAAGAUGGAACUGCACAAAGUAAUGUUGCUGUUGGUACACCAGAUUAUAUUUCUCCAGAAAUCUUAAGGGCAAUGGAAGAUGGACAAGGACAAUAUGGACCUGAAUGUGAUUGGUGGUCUUUAGGAGUAUGUAUGUAUGAAAUGUUAUAUGGAGAAACACCUUUCUAUGCAGAAUCUCUAGUCGAAACUUAUGGAAAAAUUAUGAACCAUAAGAAUUGCUUUGACUUUCCAGCAGAUGAUAUAUAUGAAGUUUCUGAAGAAGCUAAAGAUUUAAUGAGAAAAUUAAUAUGUAGUUCGGAAUUUAGAUUAGGUCAAAAUGGAAUUGACGAUUUUAAGAAACAUCCAUGGUUUGAAGGAGUAAAUUGGGAUACUCUUAGAGACAGUACUGCACCUUAUAUUCCUGAAGUUUCUUCACCAACUGAUACAUCAAAUUUUGAUGUUGAUGAUACAGAUGUUCGUAGUUCUGAUGCUGUUCCACCAGCAGCAAAUUCUGCGUUUUCUGCAUUACAUUUACCAUUUGUUGGUUUUACUUUUACUCAAGGAAGUUGCAUAUCAGAUCUUGGUUGUUUAUCUGCUAUAACUCAGAAAGAUAAACGUAUGCAAAUGCUAGAGGAAGAAAAUGCACAACUAAUACAAACACUUGAUGAUUUAAAAAAACAAAUUAAUAUGAAUCAUUCUUCUCCUGGUAUAUCACCAGAUUCUAAUAAUGCAACAAGAAAACUUCAGGAUGAAAUAAAUACACUUACUAAACGCAACUGUGAAUUGGAAUCACAAUUAAAAUCCAUGGAAAUUCCCCGUGAAUUACGUAAUUUAGAUAACGGUGAUAUAACAAAAUUACGAGAAUUAGAAAAAUUAGUACGUUCUCUUCGAUUAGAAAAAGAAGAAGCUAUUAAAGAUAAAUUAGAUGCACAAGAAAAACUUAAACUUCAAGAUAAAGAAUUAAAAGAUGCAUUAACACAACGUAAACUAGCAAUGGCUGAAUAUACUGAAGUUACAGAUAAAUUAUCCGAAUUAAGACAACAGAAACAAAAAUUAUCUAGACAAGUUAGAGAUAAAGAAGAAGAAUUAGAAGUUGUAAUGCAAAAAGUUGAUAGUUUGCGACAUGAUAUUAGAAAAGCUGAAAAGUUACGAAGAGAAUUAGAAAAUCGAGUCGAAGAAGCUAUGGCUGAAACAAGUAAAGAAAGAAAAUUAAGAGAACGUAGUGAAGAAUAUUGUAAGCAAAUGCAAGAAGAAACAGAAAAAAUUAGACAAAGAUCUAUGGGAAAUGAUGCAGGUGCAAAUCAUGCAUUAGCAACACAAGAGAUUAAUAGGUUAAAAGCAGAAGUUGAAAAACUUGAAGUUCAAUACAAUGAAAAUUUAAAUCAACAGCAAAGUAGGUUCAAUCUUGAAAUUCGUAGUCUUCAAGAACAAUUACAUGAAACUGAAACAAGGAGAGAUUUGCUGGAAAGAGAAGUUCAAUUAACGAAAGAAAAAUUAGAUACUGCAAGAUUAGAAAAUAUUACUGAUAGCGAGGAAACUAUAAACGAAUUAAAUAGACGUCAUGAAAGAGAAAAAAUUAUGCUAGUCGAAGAAAAUAAAAAACUUAUGUUAGAACUUAACACUCUUACUGAUAGUGUUAACAGAAUACAAGGUGAAAGGCGACAAUUAGAAGAAGAAUAUGAAGAAUUAAGAAAUAAAAAGGAAGCCAUUGCACAAUGGGAAGCUCAGAUUACUGAAAUUAUUCAAUGGGUAUCUGAUGAAAAAGAUGCUAGAGGAUAUUUGCAGGCAUUAGCUACGAAAAUGACUGAAGAAUUAGAAUUUCUAAAACAUUCUGGUGGUGUGGGUGGUGUAGGAAGUGGAUCUACAAUGGCGGAUAAAAAUUGGCGAAAUCGUAGAUCACAGAAACUUGAUAAAAUGGAACUUUUGAAUUUACAAAGUUCUUUACAAAGCGAAAUACAAGCUAAACAAGCAAUAUCUGAAGAGCUUACAAAAACGCGUUCAGAUUUAAUUGCUGCUCAAAAGGAAUUAAGAGACUUUAGACAACGAUUCGAUACACUCACACAUGAAAUAAAACGUAAAGAAAUGCAAAUAAAAGAAUUACAAGCAAGGCUUGACACAGGUGAUGGCUGUAAGUGGUAUGCGAUUCUGAUUUCUAGACUACAAAGUACCUCUGUUUAUUGGCGUAACGAGCUGUGUCUGGGGCCUCUUGUUGCUCAUCUUCAAACUGUAUUUGUGACAGCUGUCCUAUCCAGCAAAACGUCAAGAAAAUCUCCAAACAUCGUUAGCACCAAAUCCCAACGCAUCAUCGUACAUCAGCCAUCGUCACCCCUACCAGUAAUGCGUGCUCCCCGCGUCACGACAUGUCGCUUAUUAACUAGAUUCGUUCCCGUCAACACAUUCAUCAGUCAGAAUGCCGUCGACAUCAUAUCGCCACCUGUUUUAGAACGUCCUACAUCUCAAAUGUCAUAUUUGGAACAUUUUUUGAAAGAAACCGCAAGUAGUACACGUCAUGGAAGUGCAGAUAGUGUGGAAGCUGAUAUUGAGGAUAAUCGUGCACCGAGUAUUUCCAGUAGUAAAAGCAAUUUAUCUGAACUUAGUAUUGAUCCAACAUCACCAUUAUCCCAUGAACUUCUCAAUAAAUCAUCAACAUCUCAUGGACAAACCAAUAUUCAACCAAAACCAAAAUCUCAUCAAUUUUUAGUAAGAACAUUUUCAACACCUACAAAAUGUAAUCAUUGUACUUCACUGAUGGUAGGUUUAACGAGACAAGGAGUAGUAUGUGAAGUAUGUGGUUUUGCAUGUCAUAUGCCUUGUUGUGAUAAAGUUCCACCAAUGUGCCCAGUACCACAUGAUCAAACAAAACGACCAUUAGGUAUUGAUCCUACACGAGGAAUAGGUACAGCAUAUGAAGGAUAUGUUAAAGUGCCAAAAAUGGGUGGAGUAAAAAAGGGUUGGGUUCGUCAAUUCGUGGUGGUUUGCGAUUUUAAAUUAUUUCUUUAUGAUAUUUCACCAGAUCGUAAUGCAUUACCAUCUGUUUAUGUGUCUCAAGUCUUGGAUAUGCGUGAUGAAGAAUUUAGCGUUAGUUCCGUUCGAGAUUCAGAUGUCAUACAUGCUACAAAAAAAGAUAUUCCAUGCAUAUUUAGGAUAACAACAUCUCUGUUAGAACCACCUGGUUUAAGAAAUCAUACGUUAAUGCUUGCAGACACUGAAAGUGAAAAAACAAAAUGGGUAGUUGCUUUAAGUGAAUUGCAUAGAAUACUAAAAAAAAAUAAUCUUCCUAAUACAACGAUUUUUAGAGCAAAAGAAUUAUUAGAUAAUACAUUGGCGCUCAUUAAAAAUGUGAUGUCAGGAACUAUUAUUGAUCCAGAUCGUCUAGUCAUUGGUACAGAAGAAGGUCUCUUCUGUUUAGAUUUAGAUCGUAGCGAAAUUGCAAGAGUAGGGGAAGGCAAGAAAAUAUAUUUACUGGAAUAUGUAACAGAAGAACAAUUAAUAGUAGUUUUAAGUGGAAAACAACGUCAUGUACGGCUGGUUCCAGUACGUGCAUUAGAUGGAGAUGAAGUUGAAUGGAUUAAAGUUGCAGAAACUAAAGGAUGCAUAACUUUAACGACAGGCAUAGUCCGUCGAAGUCCAUUAACUUAUUGUUUGUGUGUUGCCAUAAAGAAACAAAAUACAUCACAAAUCAUUAUUUAUGAAAUUACACGUACGAAAACACGUCAUAAACGUAUACGUGAAUUGAUGUUAUCAUGUCACGCACAAACUUUACAAAUUCUUUCUGAAGGUCGUUUCUGUGUUGGGUAUCCUUCUGGAUUUUCUAUCUACAGCAUCUUAGGAGACCAUCAUCCUAUUUCAUUGGUCCAUUCUGAGAAUACUCUCUUAGGUUUUCUUACAUAUAGUGCUGUGGAUGCUUUACGUUGUAUUGAAUUGCCACGUGGUGAAUUUUUAUUAGUCUUCCAUACUUUGGCAGUUUAUGUUGAUAGCCAAGGUAGAAAGAGUAGAGAUCGUGAAAUUAUGUAUCCUGCUGUUCCAACAGCAGUUAGUUAUUGUGAAGGCUAUUUAUUAGUGUAUAGUGAAACUCACAUCGAUGUGUUUGAUUGUACAACUGGAGACUGGUUGCAAACACUUAAUGUAAAACGAGCACGACCACUAAAUACUUCAGGUUCUCUGACCUCUUGUAUCAUUAAUGAUAUGCCACAUGUUAUUUUUUUGAGUAAUUUACAUCAACGAGAACUACUUAAUUUAACACCAUUAGAUCCAACUGGUAGACAAAUGACAAAACCGCGAAGAAGAUUUUCAUUAAGAGAAGGAAAUAGGGCUAUUCGUCCCACUGAUAGACGUUCCAAAAUGAUAUCCGCUCCAACAAAUUUUAAUCAUAUUAGUCAUAUGGGUCCAGGUAAUGGAAUACAGAUUCAGCGGUUGUUAGACUUGCCUACUACACUCGAAACAGCUGAUCAACAACAUACCGGUCAUCACAGUAGUUCUCAUCUUCAUAGCAGCCAACAAAGAUUAUAUAGUCCUGCAAUUCAAACAUCAAGUAAACCAGCACCAUUGCCUCCUAGGCACCCACCUUCUGAUACUCGACGUCUUAGUUCUCAUAUAUCUAGAAAUUCUGGAUAUUCGCCACAUAAUGGUUCAACAUCAUCACGUAGAGGACCGGCACCACCAAGACCAACUGCUACUCCACCUUCAUUACCACGUACUCCUGUGGACCAAGUGGAUUCGGAAUCUGUGCAUCUACGAUCGCAUACUCCACUUUCUCUUGGUAGCAUUGCAUCUUUACAUGAUAAGGAACACACUUCUGGUGGAAGUCCUAGACAUUCAAUAGCUUCAAAUAACAGUUCAAAUCCAUCGACACCUCCAAGUCCUGCUCAUGAUCAUGGUUCAUCUUCAUAUGAUUCAUAAAAAUUAAUUUAAUACUUUUCUCAACAUUAAUAACUUACUGUAAUCAUAUACACUAUUUGAACAAUAAGAUUACAGUAUCUAUGAUAACAUUUUUACACAGAAUAAUAUUCAUAUUUGAUUUUUAGCUAGAAAGUUAUCGCAUUUCUUUUCUUUUUUUUUAUUCUGUGCAAUAAAUUUUCUUAAUUUUGUGCAUUAUGUUUAUUAUAUUAUAAAUAUCUAACAAAAGGCAUAAUACUCGUAUACAUAUACAAAUGAAUUGAAAAGUUGCACUGUUUUAAUUAUUUAGUUCAGUACAAAAAUUUGAUAAAUAUAUUAACAUUAAUAUAUAGCUUGUGGUACUAUUAUCGCAAUAACUUUCUGGUUUUCAAGAACUUAUAUAUAAUAAGUUAUAUACUUAACAAAGCAAUUUAAAGUUAAUAUAAUGAUAAAUUAUUGUAAAUAAUUUAUGUUUGAAAAUCAUUGAAAAUCAUCUUUAAGAUGCCAUAUAUUACCGAAGUAGGCUGAAUCAUUUUAAUUUUAUUUUUUUUUUAUUUUUGAAUUUUAACGCAGAUAUUUUGCAUAAUUUUAAUUUUUUAUCUUCAAUUAAUUGCUUUUAAAUUAAUAAAAAUCUAAAUCUCAGUCAAAUUACUUAGCAAUAAAAAAUGAAUCUAAUUAAUCUAUUGUAGCUAUUUUUAAAUCUAGCUAUAGUAUGUUUGAAAUAAAUUAUACAAUUAAUCAUUCUUAGUAAAAAAUUAAUUCAGUAAAAUAAGUCGAUGCCUUGAUAUGAUUAAAUAUUUUCAAUUAUGUCAUAAUGCAGUAAGGUGCAUCAUUUUAUUCAGCAUGUGAAUAGUAGAAUUAAUCGUGCAAUGUAUUUGAAACUUCUGCUAAUAAUUAUAUUUAAAAAAGCGAGUAUAUACUUUUACAUGAUGUAUAAGUAUUAUAUUUGUAACACUAAAAGAACAAUGAUGAAUAUUAAUUCGUCCUUACUGCAGUGAAAA